Messenger RNA from Mesorhabditis spiculigera, 1179 nucleotides. The record is from the annotation of a GenBank genome assembly. Lineage: Eukaryota; Metazoa; Nematoda; Chromadorea; Rhabditida; Rhabditidae.
AUGUACUGCCAUGGCCCAACAUGCAAAUACUGCGUGCCAAGAGAUGCUAGCCUGCCCAACCAGGCCAUCCUAAGCCUCUACUCGGACUGGGUAACGCCAGAAAUCCUUGCCAUGUCCCGGCCGCUGCGUGCCCAUUUCGAGGAACACGAGUUGAUCGAGAACUUCCAAAGGGAAGGCAUCUGUGCAGUGUUCAAUUUAGAAGAACCAGGCGAACAUGCCCAUUGCGGACCCGGAAUUUUGGCGUCUGGGUUCACAUACGAUCCAGAAUGGUUUAUGAAGAACAAAAUUUCCUAUUUCAACUACCCACUGCCCGACUUCGAAGCGUGCACCACAAACACAAUCCUAGACAUCGUCCAGGUGGCCACCUACCAGCUUUCACUGGGGAAGAUUGCGAUUCAUUGCCAUGCGGGUCACGGGCGAACUGGGAUGGUCGCCGCGGCCAUCCUAGUCUAUCGGGACGGCCAACGCCCUGCAAAUGCUGUCCGAAGCGUGCGACAGAUUAGAGCACAAUCCGUCCAAAGUCACCCCCAAAUCGCGUUGCUAAAUGCGAUGGGCGCCCAAAUUACGGGCCACACCCUGCUACCAAUAGCUGCUAAGGGUUACGAUGGGGUCGAAGAGGUGCUGGAAAUGCAAAGAAAGGUCCUCGAACCAAGGCAGAUACGCUGCUAUUCUCAUUUACCAAAGAUGGUUUCGGUGACAGCCUUGGAACUUUUGAACCGCUUUUACGAACAAUCUCGCUUCGGAAUCGCCGUGUCCACAUCUGGUUCCUCGUUCGAGUUCCGGCUUGGCGAACGAAAAGCCGUCAGGAUUGACGAAAAUUCGAUGAUGGCACUAAUUGUCGGGCUUCUGGACCGGAAGAGCUUUAAAAGUUUUUCGGAUUGGCUAAUCGACGCCGAGCGAAAUGGGAUGGAUUUGAGAAACAUUGAGCAUCGCAUCAAAGAGCUGAAUAUAGGCCAAUUACUCUGCCUGCUCGAUUCUCAUAUGAAGGGCUACGACCAAAUUAUGAGCGAAGCUGAGCUAUCGAAGCUAUUAAAAACGGAUGGGACCACCUACAACGAGGAAGUGCGAACUCACAAUGUCAAUCAACUGCUUUGCCUUUUUCUACUAAAUCUAUUUUCCUAUAUAUUACCACUGUAUCACCCGGAAUUGGCGUUGCUUACAUGUUACUGGUGCACUUGG